AUGUGCAAGUCCGUGACCAGGCUGUUUACACAUUUGGACACCCUGAGCAACAAGCAAUCACAAGAGCACAGCUCAGGCGUGAAGAUCACCAUCAAGUCCAAGAUCGUCGAGGUCAAGGGCAAGCACGGUGAGCUUAAGCGUGACUUCAAGCACCUGCCCAUCGAGCUCUUUCUCUCGGACGGUGGAAAGAAGGUGGUUGCGCGCAUGUACUUCGCCAAGAGCAAGCAGUGCUCCAUGCUGAACAGUGUUUGCAGCCACAUCAGCAACCUCUUCGAGGGUGUGGCGCACAAGUUCGAGUACAAGAUGCGCCUCGUGUAUGCGCACUUCCCCAUCAACGCCAACAUCAUCAACGGCGGCAAGACCGUCGAGAUCCGAAACUUCUUGGGUGAGAAGGUUGUGCGAACGGUGCACAUGUUGCCCGGCGUCAUUGUGGAGAAGAGCGCCUCCACCAAGGAUGAGCUGGUCGUCAGCGGUGCGGACAUCGAGCUCACUGGUCAGUCCGCAGCCCUCAUCCACCAGUCCUGCCUUUGCAAGAAGAAGGAUAUCCGAAAGUUCUUGGACGGAAUCUACGUCAGCUCUCAUGGUGUCAAGGAGGACUAA
Messenger RNA from Symbiodinium pilosum, 600 nucleotides. Lineage: Eukaryota; Dinophyceae; Suessiales; Symbiodiniaceae. The record is from the annotation of a GenBank genome assembly.